Messenger RNA from Ziziphus jujuba (common jujube), 988 nucleotides. RefSeq names its product probable acylpyruvase FAHD1, mitochondrial. The transcript is spliced from 6 exons. Gene Ontology annotation, cellular component: mitochondrion. The coding region runs from base 72 to 848 and encodes 258 amino acids. The record is from RefSeq and is a predicted model, not a curated record. Lineage: Eukaryota; Viridiplantae; Streptophyta; Magnoliopsida; Rosales; Rhamnaceae. Gene Ontology annotation, molecular function: acetylpyruvate hydrolase activity.
GAAAGGUCAAUAAGUAAAAAAUAAUAAUUGAAAAAAAAAAAAAAUUGGUUUCUGGUAGAACUAGUUGUAAUAUGCGGAGCAUACCAUAUAUACAAGCUGCGACUGCGCCUCUUUCUUCUCUGUUUCCGAGCGUAAAGAAGAGAGAGAGUGUGGUAGCAAAGUGUGGGACUUUGAAGAUGGCAUCGACGACGUAUCAGAAGCUUCUUCAAGUUGGGACCAAGAUCAUCGCCGUCGGCAGAAACUACGCGGCUCAUGCCAAAGAACUCGGAAACGCCGUUCCCAAGGAACCGGUUCUGUUUCUGAAACCGACGUCGUCUUACUUGGAAAACGGAGGGACCAUCGAGAUUCCGCAUCCGUUAGAGUCUUUGGACCAUGAGGUGGAGCUGGCCGUCGUGAUCGGCCAGAAAGCUCGCGAUAUUCCUGAAGCCUCCGCCAUGGAUUAUGUUGGAGGUUAUGCUCUUGCUCUGGAUAUGACUGCCCGGGAAAUUCAAGCUUCUGCAAAGUCUGCAGGUCUUCCAUGGACAGUAGCUAAAGGGCAAGAUACCUUCACGCCAAUCAGUUCUGUUCUGCCCAAGACUGCGAUACCAGACCCUGACAAUUUGGAACUAUGGCUGAAGGUAGAUGAAGAAUUUAGGCAGAAAGGUUCGACCAAGGAUAUGAUAUUUAAGAUUCCAUUUCUCAUUAGUCACAUAAGUAGUAUCAUGACACUUUUUGAAGGAGAUGUCAUAUUGACAGGAACUCCAAAAGGUGUUGGCCCUGUAAAACCAGGUCAAAAGGUAACUGCUGGUAUAACAAACCUCCUGGACAUUCACUUCAACGUUGAGAAAAGGCAGAAGCUAAGAAGCUAAUUAGAGAUUAUGAAAAGCGUUCGAGUUUCUGAAGGUGGAGCAACAUGAAAGUAAUGAUAAACAUUAAGGACCGAACAGUAAUAGAUGUUUGUGGAGAAUCACAAUAAAUGGAACCUUUAUUUAUUUUAAAUUUAUAUGAA